Effrenium voratum is the source of this 1245-nucleotide messenger RNA. The record is from the annotation of a GenBank genome assembly. Lineage: Eukaryota; Dinophyceae; Suessiales; Symbiodiniaceae.
AUGGCUUGUUCGCUCUGUGGCCGAAAAGGCCACUCAGUUUUGACAUGUGCGAUUCCAGGAGCGAAGGCGCACCGGCGCAUGCGCGAGCUCCUGCGGGUGAAGCAGGCGCAGGAAGGCAGAAAGCCACGUCGCCUAGGAGCCCCCACAUAUGGUGCCUACAAGAAGCAAAGGGCCGAGGAGUACAGCGGUCGAGGGAAGAUUCGGAAGGACUUCUUGAAGAGACAAAAGGCAGCUAAGAAGAGCAGCACUCAGAUGGCCAAUGUGGGUGUGCUGGCUGCUGUGCAAGAACUUCAGGACUUGGGCAUUUUGAUGAAGAAGCCUGACAACUGUCCGCAGUGCAACUAUGGACGUCUCAGUCAGCCAACUGUCAGAACAAAGCAGACUGCCCAGUGCUAUUACCGCUGCCUGGACAGCGACUGCGGUGCCCGCACGAAUGUAUUCAGCUGCUCAGAUGUUUUGCCGCAGCGCAAGAUGCAGGGUUUGACACCCACGCAGGUCCUUAUGGCUGUCAAGGCUUACCGUGCUACCGGCUGCAAGAAGCCACCAAGCCCGCUCCAGCUGGCCCGCUUGACUGGAGCAGGACGCAGGGCCUUGGAGCCUGUGGUGGAUGCUCUCAUGGAUCAUGAGGCCUCCCAGGGCAGAGCGUUGUCUGGCCAAGCUGUCUUCACAGGGCAGUGCGAAGCAGAUGGCACGUGCCUGCGGACUUUGCGCAUUUCUUCCUCUUCCAGGACAUUUGCCAAUCAAGUUGCUCUGUGGAAGCGGGCUCACACUGGACGAGCGGUGCCGCGCAGGUUCUUGCUCUACGUGCGCUGCUUAGGGGUGACGCAACGGAACUCACAGAAGAUGGCAAUUGCUCCUGCCCAUCUUACAUUGGUGCCGUUGCCGUCCAAGCCUCCCAGCGAGAGUGUGCAGGAGAUCAAAGACAGCGGCUUGCUGAGGCAGCUCGCCGCGGGCGCCAUCGUGUACACUGAUGGCUGUGCUUCUUGGAAGACUGCGGGAAAGGCGCUGCCCCGCAAGAGGCUGCACUUCCGCAAAGUCGUGCACAACAAGAGUGAGUGGACCAAGGUCACACGUGUGAAUCUGCGGGCUCGCAGAGCGGGCACGCAGCAGAUUGAUCGCUGCUGGCAUCACUUGAAAAAAUUCAUGCCCAGUGAGAUGAAGAGCCGCGGUCCCAGCGGCCUGAUCAACAGUCGCCUGUGGACGAGAGCAUACCAAUUCUUGUAUAGACGGUCUUUGUGUGCCUGA